Molecule: messenger RNA, 389 nt
Organism: Staurois parvus
Lineage: Eukaryota; Metazoa; Chordata; Amphibia; Anura; Ranidae
Source: the annotation of a GenBank genome assembly
AUGCAGACUGCUUCUACAUACAUUUUUGAAAGACUGUGCAAUAAGUCCACCUGUGAAAUUUCCUUGCUACUAAAUAUUCAACUGUUAGUGGUAUUAUAACAAAGUGGAAGCAACUGGAAACAACAGCAACUCAGCCACGAAGUGGUAGGCCACAUAAAAUGACAGAGCAAGGUCAGUGCAUGCUGAAGUGCACAGUACGCAGAAAUCACCAACUGUCUGCAGAGUCAAUAGCUAAAGACCUCCAAACUUCAUGUGGCCUUCAGUGCAUAGAGAGCUUCAUGGAAUGGUUUCCAUGGCCGAACAGCUGCAUCCAAGCCUUACACCACCAAGUGUAAUGCAAAGCAUCAGAUGCAGUGGUGUAAAGCACGCCGCCACUGGACUCUAGAGCA